AUGAAUUCAAUAUAUGAAAGUGAAGAUUGUAGCUUUUAUCGUAAAAAACCUAUUGAUGCAAAUAAUCAAAAGCAAUUAAGGGCUCGAUUAGAAGCGAAGAGCACUGAACCAAGAGAUCGACGACGUGGUCGACCAGUUUCUGAACGGGAAAAUUUCCAAGUUGGACAUAAACAAGUUGUAUCACAUAUAAAUGUAAAACGUAUGCAACCGGUCGUCGCUAUAUUGCUCGGUCCACCAGUACCUCGAAAAGACCGAGAUGAUACAAGAGAACGUCACUGUCGAGCUAUAACGGGGACAAGAAGUGAAAAGAGAACGGAAUUUGCAUAG
Messenger RNA from Didymodactylos carnosus, 327 nucleotides. NCBI's taxonomy places the organism in Eukaryota, Metazoa, Rotifera, Eurotatoria, Philodinida, Philodinidae. The record is from the annotation of a GenBank genome assembly.